AUGGCGGCGGGGAGGAUGGUGGUGAGUGUUACGGCGAGCAAUGCGGAGACGGGGGAGGCGGUGUUGGAGGGCGUGGCGGAGGUGGAGCAGGUGAGGACGGCGUAUGUGUUUACGGGGCAGGGGAGUCAGGGGGUGGGGAUGGGGAUGGGGUUGUAUGCUGAGAGCGAGGUGGCGAGGCGGGUGUGGGACGAUGUGGAUAAGGCGUUGAGGGAGACGUAUGGCUGGUCCAUCCUCGACAUCGUCCGCACGAACCCCAAAUUCCUCACCAUCUCCUUCGGCGGGCCCAAGGGCCACCGCAUCCGCGCCAACUACCUCGCCAUGACCAUCGAAAAAGUACUACCAGACGGCACCACCGUCACCGAACCCAUGCUCAAAGACCUCACCCCGGACUCGUCCUCGUACACCUUCUACGAGCCCCGCGGCCUGCUCUUCUCGACCCAGUUCGCCCAGCCCGCCAUCCUGCUGCAGGAGAUGGCCACUUUCCUCGACAUGCGCGCACGGGGGCUGGUUCAGGAGGGCGCGCCCUUCGCGGGGCACUCGUUGGGCGAGUAUGGGGCGUUGGCCGCCAUGGCGGAUUUCCUGCCCGUCGAGACGCUGGUUAGAGUUAUUUUUUACCGGGGCUUGACGAUGCAGGUUGCGAUGGAGAGGGAUGAGUUUGGGCGGACCGAGUACGGGAUGGCGGCGGCGAAUCCGGGGAGGGUGGGGAGGUGGUUCAACGAGGAAAUGCUGAAAGAAGUCGUCGGCAUGAUCGCCGAGACGUCGGGCUCGCUGCUCGAGAUCGUCAAUCUCAACGUCGAAGGCGAGCAGUACGUCUGCGCUGGCAAGCUCGAGAACCUCCACGCCCUCAGCACCCUCCUCACCCACCUCUCCCGCACCAAAGACGCCUCCUCCCACCUCCUCUUCACCCCCUCCUCCCGCCCCGCCCUCCAAUCCCUCAUCGCCACCCACGUCGCCACCGCAUCCACCCUCCCCCGCCCCAUCGACCUCGAGCGCGGCGCCGCGACGAUUCCGCUCAAGGGCAUCGACGUGCCCUUCCACUCGUCGCACCUGCUGCACGGCGUCCAGCCCUACCGCAUCUUCCUGCGGCGCAGCAUCGCCGCCGAGGACGUCGACCCGGCGAAGCUGGUGGGCCGGUACGUGCCGAACGUGACGGCGAAGCCGUUUGGGUUGGAUGAGGAGCUGGUGGGGAGGAGUGCGGAGGUCGUUGCUGCUUGA
This is a messenger RNA of Lasiodiplodia theobromae, 1215 nucleotides long. Its product is annotated as Fatty acid synthase subunit protein. The transcript has 5 exons. Gene Ontology annotation, biological process: long-chain fatty acid biosynthetic process. Lineage: Eukaryota; Fungi; Ascomycota; Dothideomycetes; Botryosphaeriales; Botryosphaeriaceae. Gene Ontology annotation, molecular function: fatty acid synthase activity. Gene Ontology annotation, cellular component: fatty acid synthase complex. Bases 1 to 1215 code for a protein of 404 amino acids. The record is from RefSeq and is a predicted model, not a curated record.